AUGGGCAUCAAGAUCCGCAACGACACACACCACGACAUCUUUGUCGUAGUCUUUACGUACAUUCCAAUGCCGCACCCAUCCCUCGUUUACCGCAAGACGCUGCUCAUCCCGUCCGGCGAGCGCUUCAACUGCCCGACGUGGCAGAGUGCCGUCAAGAUCAUGGCGUGGGAAGCCCCCGUGCACGACUGCGCAAUCUCGGAAGAAAUGCGUCAGAACCUCUCAGACCAAAUGGCGGCGGUCAACGUCGGACGCCUCCUCCUCGUACCCAUUGGCGGUGAACUCCUCAGCAUGGCGAGCACGGCCGCCGACAUCCUCAUCGACGGCGUCAUGGAUUCGUUCAUCCACGAUCUCCUCGAGCUUGCCAUCGACGAAGUCAUUGCGCGACUCGAGAAUGAGAUGGAGCGCGGUCUGGCCCAAGAGGUGCGGGCACGGCAGCUCGCCGCGGCCCGCCUCGCCCGCGAAAGCACCCGUGGGGUCCCCAUGGCCAAGAAGACGUUCUUCUUGACAUACAACGCGCUCUUCCUCCGGCGUCAGUUUUCCAUCCACCACAAUCACGCCGACCAGCUCAAGAUCAACGGCGCGGGCAUGUCGUG
This is a messenger RNA of Saprolegnia parasitica CBS 223.65, 593 nucleotides long. RefSeq lists its product as hypothetical. The transcript has a single exon. Lineage: Eukaryota; Oomycota; Saprolegniomycetes; Saprolegniales; Saprolegniaceae. The record is from RefSeq and is a predicted model, not a curated record. The annotation marks the transcript as partial.